Messenger RNA from Anopheles merus, 2187 nucleotides. RefSeq names its product cytochrome c1, heme protein, mitochondrial (gene Cyt-c1). Bases 156 to 1076 code for a protein of 306 amino acids. The transcript is spliced from 4 exons. Lineage: Eukaryota; Metazoa; Arthropoda; Insecta; Diptera; Culicidae. The record is from RefSeq and is a predicted model, not a curated record. Gene Ontology annotation, biological process: mitochondrial electron transport, ubiquinol to cytochrome c. Gene Ontology annotation, molecular function: heme binding; electron transfer activity.
GUCUGUCAAAAUCAGCACUCAACGACGACGACGAGCGCUGCCGGACGGAGGUAGAAGAAACGGUGCAGAAACGAGACGGCAGAAGCAGGCACGAAACGACGGUACCGAACAGAGUGUGCGAGAAAUCUUUCACUUUGCCCCGUUGCAGUCCAAUCAUGGCGGCUUUCGUAGGACGAAUUUGUGGAUCCGGAUUGUUGAGCCCGAAAGGCGGCGCUACCUUGCAGAAGGUACAAAAUUUCUCUACGAGCCGCGCCUGGACCAAGAACCAGAAGGUUGCCACCGCUGCCGGUGUGCUGGUCGGAGGCGCCGGAGCGCUUCUGUACGCCCUCGAACAAUCGGUGUCCGCUUCCGGUACGGAGGUGCACCCGCCGGAACUGCCAUGGAACCAUAAGGGUAUGCUCGACUCGCUCGACCACGCGUCGGUCCGGCGCGGGUACGAGGUGUACAAGCAGGUGUGCGCGGCCUGCCACUCGAUGCGCUUCAUCGCCUACCGCAAUCUGGUCGGCGUGUCGCACACCGAGGCGGAAGCGAAGGCCGAGGCGGAGGAGAUCCAGGUGCGCGACGGUCCGGACGAGGCGGGCAACUACUUCAUGCGGCCCGGCAAGCUGUCCGACUACUUCCCGAGCCCGUACCCGAACGAGGAAGCGGCCCGCGCCGCCAACAACGGUGCCUAUCCGCCCGAUCUGAGCUACAUUGCGCUCGCACGUCACGGUGGCGAGGACUAUCUGUUCGCGCUGCUCACCGGCUACUGCGAUGCGCCGGCCGGCGUGGUGCUGCGCGAGGGUCAGUAUUACAACCCGUACUUCCCCGGUGGUGCCAUCUCGAUGGCGCAGGCACUGUACAACGAGGCCGCUGAAUAUUCCGACGGUACGCCACCGACUGCCAGCCAGCUGGCGAAGGAUGUGUCCACGUUCCUGGUGUGGGCCGCCGAACCUUAUCACGACGAGCGCAAGCGCAUGGGCAUCAAAUCGGUCGGCAUCAUCAUGAUUCUCGGUGCGCUGUCCUACUACAUCAAGCGACACAAGUGGGCCGCGCUCAAGACGCGAAAGAUUUCCUUCCACCCAAAGAGCAAGUAAGCGGGACCGCGCUCGGGCCGCACCAACAACAGCAGCAACAGCAUAGGUGAGAUGUGAAGUGGAGGAAACUGGCCAUCAGCUGCCGGCCGCGCGAAUCGAGACCACUGGACGGGAAUCAUCGGCAUACCAACAACAAAACACACACACAGCCACAGAGGAAAAAGCAAAAGCGCAAAAGAAACGAAGGAAAAACCGGUAGAGUAACACCGGCCACAAUUGGCACCUAGGAACACAGUGCACCAGUGGGAAUUGGGUGCAAGGAUGAACGAGGAGGAGGGAUCGAAGUGUAGCGGCUGGGAGGGGGUGUCGAAUGUAAGGACUUUGUUUUAUUAAAGAAUAGGAUAUUAAAAUCAAUCCUAAGCUACCGAUACUCGCCAAAUACAGAGAAGGAUCCGUCUGGUUACAGCUGCCACCACCCUUACGCAAACAAGAACAUGACACCUCCCCUCGCCAGCCACUUCUCGCUUCUCCCCGUGUGUGCGUGUGUGUCUCUCUUCCAUCUGACACCAUCCGCGAUCUGUUUACGGAUUGCGUGCGCCGCACAACAUCCUUGCACACCGGGCUUCUGGUUAGUUUUCUUUUCCUUCCUUUCUUUUCCAUGUAUAGUUCAAUUAUCCUAUUGUACGCAGUCACAAACCACUACCCGAUAUGUGCUACAAGAAAUUACCGACAAACACAAAGCUCUCACGAUCGUCUUGUUUCUUUUGUGGGUGAGAUCGAUUUCCGGGACGAUUCUACGAUUCCCUGUCCGAAAGUGGGUGUGUGUGAUGUGAUCACCAGGUGGUCACUAUUACCGCUCUUGUGAAAGUUAAAGCGUGUCAAUUUUAAAUUUGUCACACUAGUCCCAAUGCCCGCGUGCGCUUGUGUGUGUGAGUGUGUUUGAACCAUCGUGGAGCUGGUGGUGCACGAUCCUUUCUAAAAGGAGCGAAAACACAAGCGUCCUUGUUGUAGUACUAGUGGUAGUAGUAUGGAGGCGUAAGAUUUUAUUUUAUAAAAAAUCAUCAAAAACAUAGUCGAACGAUUCCCGGGGUUUGGCGGCGGAUGAUGGAAAGUGUGAUUAGCAAAACAAAACAAACAAUAAAACCUAAAACCGAAACCGUUGUUAAUUUAA